UUGACUGUAAACCAAUCCUCAACUUACUCAACAGCUGAAACCUCCCACCAUAGAGGAGCUCAGUGUUUGAGACAGUGGAAGCACCACAUGGACUCUUAGCAGUAGACACAAACCACAGCACAGCAGAAGAGCAGCAACAUUCCCCUCACUGAUAGGAACAGGUUGUCCCGCCCUCACAUCAAUGCAUACGUCAUCAGAGAAAGAGAAGAGAUGUCAGUGCAAGAAAGAGGGGAAGUUAUUUUUGAUUAAAUAUUACAGAGGCACAGUUUUUAAUUUCAUGGUGACAGUCGCAGGUCAAAAUGGCACAGUGGAUUUUCCGACUGAAAGGUUGCCUCAGCUCUAAAGUGUACUCAGAGGUCCCAGAUGGUGGUUGGGGUUGGAUUGUGGCUGUGGCCUUUUUCCUGGUGGAGAUGUUUACUUAUGGGGUUAUCAAAAGUUUCGGGAUUUUCCUCAAGGACCUAAUGAGUGAUUUUGAGGAGAGCAACAGUCGAGUAUCAUGGAUCAUUUCAAUAUGUGUCUUUGUUAUGACUUUUACAGCACCUUUAUCAUCAGUGCUGAGUAAUCGAUUCGGCUUCCAGCCAGUUGUGAUGUUUGGAGGAUUUCUCAUAUCUCUGGGCACAAUCUCAACUGCAUUCACCAGCUCCAUCAAUCAGAUGUACCUCAGUAUUGGGAUUGUGACUGGACUGGGUUACUGUUUGACAUUUCUGCCAACCGUCACAAUCUUGUCCCAGUACUUCAGCAGGCGUCGUUCUGUGGUCACAGCCAUGGCCUCCACUGGAGAGUCAUUUGCUAUAUUUGCUUUUGCUCCAGCAUUCACAGCUCUUAAGAACCACAUUGGCUGGAGGUACACAAUGGUGGUGAUUGGAACGUUGCAGGGCAUCAUUAUUAUCUGUGGGGCUCUGCUCUGUCCUAUAGUCAUCAAACCAAAUACUUCUCCAACAGAAACUGAGCAGAAGAUCACAUACUCUCUCCCCGAAGAACAAUUGCAAGGUUCUGUGAGCUCUGGAGAUUCAGGUGUACAGUCACUUGACGAGCUGGAACGGGGCCUCAAAUCUAGGAAGGAGCAGGAAGAAGCGGAACCACUGCAGAUCCUCCCAAAACAACAGGACACUAUGAGUAAAAAUAAGCUCUUGGAUUUGACUGUACUAAAAGAAGGUAGUUUUUUGUGUUAUUCAGCCUUUGGACUCUUUGCAACACUGGGCUUUUUCGCCCCACAGCUGUAUGUGGUGGAGCUCAGCGCUAGCUUGGGUACCGAGAGGGACAAGGCUGCCUAUAUGCUGUCAACAAUGGCCAUCGCUGAGAUCUUUGGACGUCUCUCUAUAGGAUGGGUCCUGAACUGGGGGCACAUUAGGAAGAUCUUUGUACUUCUCGUAUGCGUGUCACUGAUGUGCUUAGUCUUGGUGUUGUUUACUGUGGUAAAUGGCUUCUGGGGACUAGCAGUGUGCUGUGUGCUUUAUGGCUUCUUACUCGGGAACAUUGCAUCCACGCACAUCCCAAUGUUGGCUGAGGAUGAUGUCAUAGGGAUCCAGAGGAUGCCCUUAGCUGUAGGCGUCUACGUCUGUAUUCAGAGCUUUGCAGGACUGGCUGGUCCACCAUUAGGCGGCGUCCUUGUGGAUAUUACACAAAAGUACAGUGCUGCAUUCUACUCCUGCGCUGUGGGAAUGGGACUAGGUGCCGUCUUCCUUGGGCUUGUACGUCCAGCUAAGACAGGUCAUCUGUGCACAAGGAGGAAUAGUGGACGGAAUAAACCCAUAGUGGAGCAAGUGGCCAAAGACAAAGACAGGCCGGAAGAAUUCCUAGAAUUGGAUAACCAAGAUAUUACGUCUUGAAAAAAAAAAGACAAGACUGUGGAUUUAACUGAACUUUAGGAACCUUCAGACUUGUUGAAAAUUUUUACAACUGAAUGUAUCUGCAGUACAACCACAUUAUGAUUCAAAAUAAUUGCUUAAGGGGUUAGUUCACCCAAAAAUGAAAAUUCGGUCAUCAUUGACAAACAUGAAAUAGAGGUUUGUUCUUACGAGUCAAGCAAGUACGGUUGAGCUACCGUUUAUAAUAUUUUAUUUGCUCUACGUAUGUGCAUUGAUCAAUGUUUGUAUGGGAAUAAAAGCUUAAAUCAAAUCUGUUCAACAUAUAAAGCAUGUUUCUUCAGAAAACUUGGAUUAAACAGUUUGAUUCAUAUGGAUUUCUUUUAUAUCUCUCUAUGAACUAGUGUCAAAGUUUUGGUGGAAUGGAUGUUCAAAGGAGAGACAGAAAUCUCUCGGGGUUGUCGGCACCGAUAGCCUUGUGGGCAGCGCCCCGACAUAUAGCGGCGUUGCGCUUCAGGUGACCCGAGUAUGAGUCCCGGCUCGUGGACCUUUCCCGAUCCCGUCCCCCUCUCUUUCUCCCACCUUGCUUCCUGAUACUAUCCUGUCACAAUAAAGGCAAAAAUCGCUAAAAAUAAAUAAAUAAAUAAAUAAAUAUAUAUAUAUAUAUAUAUAUAAAAAUCUCUUGGGUUUCAUUAAAAGUAUCUUCAUUUGAGAUUCACUAAAGAUUAACUAAAGUCUUAUGGGAUUGGAAUGACAUGAGGGUGAAAUGAUGAUGACAGAAUGGUCAUUUCUGGGUGAACUGUCCCUUUAAGAUGUGCAAUUGUUGUUUAUACACUGAGAUCAUAAAUGUAAUUAUUAUAGUACAUUAUAUUAGCAGUAGCUGUCUUGAAAAACUAUUAUUAGACUUGAAAGUAAACACUGGGACUUUUGUUGAUUAGAGUCCUAGAUACAAAAGAAAUUAACAUAAUCUGUAACAGGAAACCACAUUUUCGUGGUUUUAGCGAUUAUAGGCAAUGACUUCAUAGGUGAUUACCAGGUACUGAUGGGUAAAGCAAUGUUGAAUUCAGCAACUUAAAACUCAUAUAAUAUAAAAUCUAAAUGUGGUAGAAAAGGCAUGAGGUAUUUGAUGCUUUAUUUUAAAAAGGAACCUAUCUAUAUAAUUUUGUUUCCUAAUAUUCUUUUUUUAAUAUUUGCAGGAGGGUGAUGGGUUGGUCUUCAGUACUUCAUAUUCAGCCAUAUUCAGCUAACUAAGUGCUAAACCCAGAUGAACAACUUUAUUAAUGCUAAUAGUGUCUGUUUAGGGUGUUGUUUGGUAUUCCAAUGCUCAUGACAGUGUUUUCAACUGUGGAUAACAUUUACACAUCUAUUAAAUAGAGAUUACUGUGAAUUCAAUGCUUUACAGAGCUCAGGUUGAUGUAACUGUGAAAUGAAGAUGAAGGAUAUCCAAAGUAAUGCAAAGCCAAAUUCAAAUGUGAAAGUGUCUUAUAUGACUGCUUCAUUACUUACCUCUUUAGGUAAAAGUGUAUUUGUUGUUAUCGAACAACUGUCACAUGACUUGAAUUUUAUAACUGGAAAGGAAUUAUUUGCUGUAUGUUCAGUGGAAUGUGAAUAUGCAAUGAUCUCUUCUCUUUCUGCACAAUAGACAAUCUUUAAAUCAGAUUAAAAAAUAAAUACAUACUUUUUUAUA
Ctenopharyngodon idella (grass carp) is the source of this 3492-nucleotide messenger RNA. Its product is annotated as monocarboxylate transporter 7. The transcript is spliced from 7 exons. NCBI's taxonomy places the organism in Eukaryota, Metazoa, Chordata, Actinopteri, Cypriniformes, Xenocyprididae. Gene Ontology annotation, molecular function: monocarboxylic acid transmembrane transporter activity. The record is from RefSeq and is a predicted model, not a curated record. Bases 300 to 1829 code for a protein of 509 amino acids. Gene Ontology annotation, biological process: transmembrane transport; monocarboxylic acid transport.